AUGUCUCAUGGCCCCUCCAUCGCUCCUUCUGAUUGGCGCAGAGCCGUAAGCGCCAAGAGAGCGUCAAUCGCGAAUGCAAUACCUCCGGCAUGGCGGCUCAGCGACGACGAAAUUCCAUCUACUGAAAUUCUCAAGGACCUAACAGCUUUCAUCACGCGUUUCCUCUCACCACUGGAGCAGCAGAUCACCACCGCGCCGGUCUCUGUUCUCACAAGCAACAUCUGUUCUUUCCAGUGGUCAGCGGUGGAGAUCACAAGAGCUUUCUGUCAUCGAGCUGCUCUGGCUCACCAACUUACGCCAUGCCUUUCCGAAAUUUGUUUCGCAAAGGCGGAACAGCGAGCUGAAGAGCUUGAUACAAUUCUGCGAACGUCCGGUCAAGUCGUCGGUCCACUACACGGUAUCCCAGUCUCUCUUAAGGAUCGCUUCCACAUGGAAGGCCUUGAUAGCGCGUGUGGAUAUGUUAGCUGGCUUGAACAACCCAAAUCUGCAGUGGAUGAGGGAGUAUUAGUCCGGCGUCUUAAAGAAGCUGGGGCUGUGAUCUUUGCGAAAACUAACGUACCAAUGUCUAUGCUUAUUGGCGAGACAACUAACAACAUAGUCGGCUCAACAAUGAACCCCUUUAACAGGGAUCUUUCCGCUGGAGGAGCAUGUGGUGGAGAAGCUGCCUUGCUCGCCCUACGAGGAUCACCAAUAGGGUGGGGCACAGACAUCGCUGGAUCGAUACGCAUUCCGUGUGGCUUCAAUAGCUUGUAUGGCAUUCGCCCUUCUUUCGGGCGGAUAUCUGCGACAGGAUUAGCUGACAACUUGUCUGGGCUGCCCACAGCAGCUAGCGUUGUAGGACCACUCUCCUCUGAUCUACCAUCGUUGAUUCAAUCAAUGAAGUGGAUCAUCAAUUGCAACGCGUGGCAAGAAGAUAUCGAGACAAUCGACAUGCCUUGGAGGGAUGAUAAUUUCGCAGGUACCUCCAACCGAAUUUGUCAGCCUGGCCAGAGCAAUGGAAGUCUGGUUUUUGCAAUUCUGAACAACGACGGCGAGGUUAACCCUCAUCCUCCUGUGCAACGAGCUUUGGGCUUGGUGAGGAAUGCAUUACUUCAGCGUGGCUACGAGGUGGUUGACUGGAGUCCCGGCUUGAAACAUGACCUUGCGACAGACGUGCUCUUUCAAAUACUCGGAUCGACGGCUGGGAAAAAUGUUCGAGCAGCGAUUGAAGCCAGUGGGGAACCGCCCAUACAUCAACUAGCAGACCUGUUCAAGGGGACCGAAAGUAAACCUUUGCCAACCUCACAGUUCUGGGAUCUCUGUGCAUGGAGAAAGCAGUUUCAGAGGCAGUAUCAUGAUUACUGGAGAUCUACGAGGGAAUUGACUGCGAGCAAAAGAGCUGUGGACGGAGUAAUCAUGCCAAUCGCUCCUCACACUGCUGCACCUGAGGGCUCAUUCAAGUACUAUGCAUACUCUGCAGUUCCUAGCGUACUGGAUUAUACGACCGGGGUAGUGCCCGUGACCUUUGCUGAUCAGUAUCUUGACUACGGACCGUUUCGAUACAUACCUAUGAGUGACAAGGAUCGAGUCAAUUGGAAUCUCUAUGAUAAGGAACUCUUUGACGGCGCUCCAGUUGGUGUCCAGGUGAUGGGUCAGCGACUCCAGGAGGAAAAGGUUCUUGCCAUGAUGAGUGCGGUUAACGACUCACUGCAACAGUAUCAACCUCUCUGA
Alternaria rosae is the source of this 1710-nucleotide messenger RNA. Its product is annotated as amidase signature domain-containing protein. The coding region runs from base 1 to 1710 and encodes 569 amino acids. The transcript is spliced from 6 exons. NCBI's taxonomy places the organism in Eukaryota, Fungi, Ascomycota, Dothideomycetes, Pleosporales, Pleosporaceae. The record is from RefSeq and is a predicted model, not a curated record.